CAGAAUGCGUCAGUCAAGAAGCGAUUCACUAUGAAUGAUUGCUCUUACAAUUUAGGAAAAAUAAAAAAUAUAAUUAUAUGUAAUUUUAUAAAUUUAUUUAACAUUUUUCGUGCUACAAAUACCUUCAAAUUCAGUGCUUUAAUUAAUAAGUUGUUAAGUUUAAUAAGAAGAUACAAAUGAAUAGCCUCCAACCAUCAAGGCUCAGCGAGGACGACCUCUACAGUUCUCUGUCCUCAGAUGAAAAGAUGGACACAGCGUCCGAAUCAUUACGAUCGACUCAAGACACUCCGAAUUCGAUCCUUUCCGAUUCAGAGGAACGGGAAACUGAAGUCCUGAGGCUCCAAAAUCCGAACGUCCUAAGAUUAUUAGAACCAGAAAAAUUAGACAAUAAAUUACCAUUAAAACCAGAACUCAACGAUAGUCUUGUUACUCGAAUGUCGAAUUUAAGGAUCGAGUCUCCGAUCCGACCCAAGAACUUAGGGAUAAGUCCGCCCAGACUCAGUUCGACCCUCACAUUAACGACUAGUCAUCCAUUGAUGACGUUAAGUAGUCCGGACGAAAAUUUUCCGGACGUCGUCCCGAAAAAGGUGCCCAAAAUCGAUGAGGACAAAGAUCUGAGUCUAUCCAGUAUAGAAGACGAAAGAGGUCCAACAAAUGGGUACGAACUUUACACACCGUUACGGAAUACUUCGAAGAAUAACUUGUACUUUUCGGAUAACUUCGUGACAGCAGACAGUCACAUGUUAAGCGAAUCUCUCAACGUGCCGCCGGAUGUCGCGAGGGUCGAACAGAAGGAGAGGCGGAAGAUCAUACCGAGGUUCACGGAAACUCCGACGACUGAUAUUUCGACGCCUCAUAAGAACAUGGGUCGUUUGUCCGACGGAGAUAAAGACUGUGCCAUAAAAUACAACGAAGAAAGACAUAAGUUAUCUAGUCAUAGCACGCCCAAAACUAUGGGCGUAGACGUUUCCGAAUCGGAGGAGUUUCAUUCGGUCGCGGAAUGGUGCGAGUCCCCGGCCCACAUCCGCGCGAGGCCGAACUUCGAUCUUCCAAUCGAGAUGUCAAGCAAUGUCGGAAUACAGAAUGAUCUGGAUUCACCGGACGUGAUAUCAUCGUCGACGCAGGAAGACAGGUCGGCGUACCAGGCGCUGCUCGACCCGUACACGGGAUCGGUGGCGCUGCGCCACACCGCGCCCAAGAGCAACCCGCCCAGAAGGAAAGUGCAACUGCCACCGGAAGACGAAGACGACAGAUGCAGCCUGGACAGCAUCAGCGGUUGUUCCAUGGACUCAGAAGACGAGCCCCCCCCUCCCGCACAGCAACCUGACACCAGCGAGGAGGACAACACCAAGAGAUCCAAAUCAACAAACACAGUGAGCGAGUGCAGUGACCCGAUACCGGAGUACUCCGCCGCCGAGGAGUUCAGAGACGAGCGGUCAUGGCUCACUGUGCAGCACAGCGGGGGGAGGGCUAUUUGUGAUAUGAAGGUGAUCGAGCCGUUCAAGCGCGUGGUGUCGCACGGCGGCUACGAGGCGGGCGGCGCCGCGCUCAUCGUGUUCAGCGCCUGCCACCUGCCCGACUCGGCGCGCCCCGACUACCGCUACGUCAUGGACAACCUGUUCCUGUACGUGAUGUGGAGCCUGGAGCGGCUGGUGACGGACGAGUACGUGCUGGUGUACCUGCACGGGAGCGCCGGCCGCCGACGGAUGCCGACCUUCGCGUGGCUGCACGAGUGCUACAAACUGCUAGAUAGGAGGUUAAGAAAGAGUCUGAAACACUUGUACCUGGUGCACCCGACGUUCUGGCUGAAGUCGUUCGUGAUCGUCACCAAGCCCUUCGUGAGUUCCAAAUUCUUCCGAAAGUUGACGUACGUGAAAAGUCUCGAGGAGCUGCUGGAGAAGGUGCCCGUCGAGCCGAACGCUAUUCCCGAAAUCGUGAAACAGUACGAUGCGAACAGACGAUAGGGCUCCGGGAAACGUUUGAAUCCAACCGACUAUAUACAAAAUAUCUUUGCAUAAAUCGUUCU
Molecule: messenger RNA, 2026 nt
Organism: Vanessa tameamea
Lineage: Eukaryota; Metazoa; Arthropoda; Insecta; Lepidoptera; Nymphalidae
Product: BCL2/adenovirus E1B 19 kDa protein-interacting protein 2
Exons: 10
Coding region: 177-1964 (595 amino acids)
Cellular component (GO): cytoplasm
Source: RefSeq, a predicted model, not a curated record